Rana temporaria (common frog) is the source of this 1923-nucleotide messenger RNA. RefSeq lists its product as uncharacterized. NCBI's taxonomy places the organism in Eukaryota, Metazoa, Chordata, Amphibia, Anura, Ranidae. Bases 326 to 1555 code for a protein of 409 amino acids. The record is from RefSeq and is a predicted model, not a curated record. The transcript has 12 exons.
CAAUGAUAUCCACCUCCAGAGGAUUCUAUGAACUAGGAGAGCCGUGCAGCCAACAGACCGACAUCUGACUGCAGCUACAACUGCCAGAUGCCAAUGAUAUUUCAUGGAAGAGAAGCAUUUCUUUUGAAGUUUUUUCAGAGUAAUCGGUGAUACAAUGUCUCCAUUCGCGUCCAAGUUGUUGCGAAACCUUGGCUCCUUCUUAUUGGCAGGACAUAGAGCCAAUCUCUGCCUUCUGCCCAGUAUAUAAUCCAUUUUUUAGAAGAGAAAAGCUUACACCCAGCAAGGACUGACCAGAGAGAAGUCCCUCUGAGCUUUACACGGGAAAAUGUCCGCGUUCGUCGCAGUGGGUGUGGCCGCCCUCGCUGCCUUUUUGGCUAAAUGGCUUUUGAGUGGAAAUAAUAAUCCCACUAAUAAUAAUGGGAUGUAUCCGGUUCCAGGGAGAUGGUAUCAUCUGAAGAAAAAUAUUUUCUGGCUGCUGGUCCAGUUAGGCUCUGUCCUUCAGUCCCUUGGAUUGAGGAAGUCACCUGGGGAAAAGCCUGCGCCGCUGACCGAAGACGAUCAGAGAAAGAUAGUGCCAAACGCAGAGACGACGCAUUUUAUCGAUUCUGUGUACUUCAUGGCGGUAUCUAAAGUGGACAAGAGCUUCCUAAUAUGCCGCAUCGCUCGGAGGCAGAACAAAAAGUGCGAAGCUUGGCUUUUUUUGAGAGUGGAUGGCGUUGGCGAUUUUCAACACACCGAGCACCCCGACACCAUUGUGGAUGAUGAUUCUGACACGGCCUGGAGAACCUCUGGAUUCUGCAUCGGAUAUGAGGAGCCACUUCAGAAAUGGAAAAUAACCUUUAAUGGGAACCUCAGAAAGGGGCCAUUCCAAUACCGUGACAGCAAAGACGAGACGCAGACCAUUCAUGUGAAAUUCUCACUUCUCUGGACUCCCAAAUCCAAGCUUUUUGACUUUGGAUCGGGGAUGCACCCCGGUGCUAUCACACACAGCAUGGCCCUGGAGGACAUAAAUCGUUUGCCGGCGAUAUUGAGAUCUAGUAAUGAACAUUUCCGCUUUGAGCAGUGGGGCGACUAUGAUAUAAAUGUGGCGAUUGAAGGCCAGGAGAGGAAGACACUUAAAAUGGAAGGACUUCGCAAUCGUUCAUAUGGUCUGAGAAACUGGGCAGAAUUCCACCGAUAUAUCAUGUUUUUGAUGGUGUUUGAGACGGGGGAAUUGGUACAUCUGAACGUGGUCAGCAUUCCUCAGACUACAAGACAUUUUACUCUAGGUUACAUGUUUCUCCUGGAUGGUAGGAAGGAGGGAAUCCAAAGCUCCAAUGUUCUCCUCUCACAGUAUGCGGAGGAUGAGGACAUCAAAGAUCAUUACGUGUUCAACUUCACAGCAGGAGGUAAAACAUACAAUGUGUGCGCCAAGCUCGAUCAGAAGACCAGCCCCUUUGUCUAUAACGGAAAGCCGCCAGUCGGAUUCACACACGAAUGUAUCGCCGAUUUCACGAUGGCUCCUGCGCACAAAGGGUGGGGCGUAGUUGAGUUUUAUUUCAGGAAGGAGCAAUGACUCUGUGGCCAGGCUGCCAGUCAUCGUAGUUCAUCCAGUAAUGUGAUCAGCCAUCCAGUAUAAGAUUACCAUUGUUCCUGUUGUAUCAGAUUCUUUCCCCUGUGUCCAUAUUUUAGGCAUGUCUGAUCUUUUGUAUGAUGUUUAUUCUUAUAGUAGGGGGAUUCUGUAUAUUAGAACAUGAACCUCACUAUACAGAGGGCGCUUGUCACUGCCGCAUGGCGUUCCCGUCUGUCCGUUCAUGUAGCCAAGCUGAGACCUCUAUUUGUAUUUAAAUAUUUUAACGGCUAACUGGGGAAGAUUUUAAUGUUCAAUAUCACUAAAAAGCUGCAGUCUUAUCUAUGGAAUAAAAUAAAUAUUUUUGCAUUCAA